GGUGUGUGUGUGUGUUCAGGACGUCUACCUGGAGAUGUCCUACAUGUACGAUGACGACGGUUAUCAGUCCUACUGCACCGUCUGCUGAGCGCGAGAGGUUCUGCUCUGUGGCAACGCCAACUGCUGCAGGUGUUUCUGCGUGGACUGUCUGGACAUCCUGGUUGACCCCGGAGCGUCCAACAACGCUCGCUACCUGGACCCGUGGAGGUGCUACAUGUGCCAGCCGCAGCUGCAGUACGGCGUGCUGAAACAACGGCACGACUGGAGCCUCAAGCUGCAGGAGUUCUUUGCCAACGACAACGGACAGGAGUUUGAGACACCAAAGACGUACCCAGCAGUCCCUGCAGACCAGAGACGACCAAUCAGAGUCCUCUCCUUGUUCGACGGCAUAGCCACCGGAUACCUGGUUCUGAGAGACCUGGGUUUCAAGGUGGACCAGUACGUGGCGUCGGAAGUGUGCGAGGACUCGAUCUCGGUGGGCGUCGUCAGACAUGAAGGAAAGAUCCAGUACGUCCACGAUGUCCGGGACAUCACAAAGAAAAAUCUGUUGGAGUGGGGUCCUUUUGACCUGGUGAUCGGAGGAAGUCCGUGCAACGACCUGUCGAUCGUCAAUCCCGCGAGGAAAGGUCUCUAUGAAGGUACAGGGAGGCUGUUCUUUGAGUUUUACCGCCUGCUGAGCGAAGCAAGGCCCAAAGAAGGAGAGAACCGGCCGUUCUUCUGGAUGUUCGAGAACGUGGUUGCCAUGGGCGUCAACGACAAGAGGGACAUCUCGCGAUUCCUGGAGUGUAACCCGGUGAUGAUCGACGCCAUCGAGGUCUCAGCUGCUCACCGUGCCAGAUACUUCUGGGGAAAUCUACCGGGCAUGAACAGGCCUCUCUGUGCCUCUGGGAUGGACAAGCUGGAGCUGCAGGACUGUCUCGAGCACGGCAGAGUCGCAAAGUUUGGGAAGGUGCGUACCAUCACGACCCGCUCCAACUCCAUCAAACAAGGGAAGGAUCAACACUUCCCCGUCCUGAUGAACGGGAAGGAGGACAUCCUGUGGUGCACGGAGCUGGAGAGGAUUUUCGGCUUCCCUGUCCACUACACCGAUGUGUCAAACAUGGGUCGCGGCGCCAGGCAGAAGCUCCUGGGCCGGUCCUGGAGCGUCCCGGUCAUCAGGCAUCUGUUCGCCCCUCUGAAAGACUACUUUGCCUGUGAAUAGACGCCAACACAUCACCAGCAAAACAGACCCCCACUCAUGAUCCACCCACCAGCUUUGCUAUUGUGAGGCUGGCUCCAACAAACAACAGCCGCCAUGAAAAAAAACUUCUGGAAAAGAGCUGUACGACUUCUUUGGCUGGAAGAAUGGAAGUUUCAGGAGAAUUAGUGCGACUGGGAGAAAUUUUUGUGGAUCCUGGUGAUCACGCACUGCUGCCUUAAAACUGGAACAAAACCCCUUAAACACAGAGGGACACAAAGAAGGCAGAGGUGAGCACCUGAUCACCGCCCCAGAGAGUCAAAGUGAGCGGGACGGGUCAACGAUCAGUCCGUUGAAAAGAACGAUGACAUCACUUUUCUGUUUUUUUUUAACACUCGGCCUGUACAGCCGUUUUAAUAGGAUCUUUUUUAAAACCUUUGGAAGGUGUUUUUAAGUUGACAACACUGACUAGUUGCAGAAAACGCUUGGUGCCAGAAGUAGAACUUUUUAGUGGCUCUGUAUCCUAAAAACAUUUCAGAGUUUUUGCUGAUCUCUCAGUUUAGCCGACGACUUUAAUGUGGCGGUUUUUUAAUCCAGACAAAAACUCUUUUAAAUUCACUUGAACCAAAGUCCAAACAUGGAAAGGUCGAUCCCUGCUCCCCCUUUUUAAGACUACCUGCUGUUCCACCUGCUUCACCAAAAAACCUGUUUGAUGCUGCAGUUUAGAUGAGUCUUUUUUCAGUUCCCAUGAGCAAACUAGCUUCCUUUAGACUUUUAUGAAAGAUUAUAUAAAAAUAUUUUUGUAGACGGCGUCAAAACGUCUCAGUUACACGGCUGUGACUUCCCUGAUAGCUACGUGCGAAUACUUGAAACCACCUGAUGCAAAAACACAGAGAUAAAGACGAUCAGGUUUUGACUUUGCUGACAUUUUAAAACAGCGGAGGAUUAAAGAUGUUGCUCAUCCUACUGGAGAUGUUUUAUUUUGAAAAUCAUCGUGCUCUGACUCACUGUAUGGCAGGAUGUCAGUGUGCACGUUUGGCUCAAGUUCAUUUAAAAAUCAGGAAGACGUGUUCAAACGUGGUUUCACAGCUGUUCAAGAGACGACAGAAAAAGGUGGCAAACACUGGUGGAUGCACGAGACUUUAGUAAACUAGCACUGACUACUUUGUUCCUAUGUUAAAAAGAUUUAUUCAGAGAAACUGCCUUAAAAAGAAAACCAUCUCUAUGAUGCCUGGUGAUGCUUUGUUCUGUGUGGUGGACACGCUGUAUGUUAAGGUCAUAAUUCACUAUUUUAAUCAAAAAAGAGCUGCAUGUGAAGUGUGUGACAAACUGAUUUCUGUGAAACUAAAAGCUUCUGUAAUAAUGUGGAUUUCUCCCCCCCCCCCCCCCCCUUAUAUGAUCAUAAGAACACUUCCUGUUUCUAAUUGUUAGAAGUUAGUGAGAAGGUGUUGGCAACGCUCCAGCAGUUUGCUUCAGGCCAGCAGCCGCAAAAACAGCCAGUAAUGUCUGCAAUGUCAUCUCUCAGGGCAAACCCCCCCCCCCCCCCCCAUUAAGUUAAAGACAUGAUCUCUACAGGGACAUGAUCAUCAGUUUAAAAGCAAGAUGUCAUUUUUCACCUGCUUUCCUCAAAUAAUUCACAAAAUCUGUUGUUUUACCUCGCAAAGCACACAAAGUAAAAUUACUGUUUUGUUCAACAGCUGUUUGUAGUUAGACAAAACAGGUCUUUCUCCGCAGCAAUCUUCUCUGUAAUGGUAUCGGACGCUAAGGAUAACAAUAUUUGAACCUUUCAGAAGAAAAAAAAACAAAGUAUGCAUACCCUGAUCGGUUUUAUUGCCAUGUUUACUGCUGCUUUUGAGACGACUGGCUGAAGCGAUCUACUGGAGUCACUCCUUAAGUUAUGAUACAUAUUUGUCAUUUAGCUUCAAACCUUGCAAAAAAACACUAAAAGUACCACUCCCCUACAGAUUAGUACCAUUCCUAGAGUGUAAUUUGUUAGCCUGAGAUUACAGGACAUACUUGGUGCGGAAGUUUUGACAUGUUCACCAGCAGAGUAGAGCGACUCACUGGGUGGUUUAUCUGAAUAACACUUUCCUGGAUGUGUCCAAUGGGCAACACUCACCUGAAGUCUGUGCAGUUUUCUCCUUUUUUUUUUUUUUUUUUUUUUUUUUUACAACUGGGCGAUUUUGAGUUGCUGCCGGCUGUCACCAAAUCAAACUUUAAGGGCAUUACCUCAGACGAGGGGGGCGACUGUGCACCGUUCCUCCUGUAGGAUCUCUGUUCUGUGAAUAUAUACUGUAGCUCUCUGCUCCCACGUGCCCUGUAUAUAUUUAUAUAUAUAGCUUUUAUUUUGUAUCACUGGAACUCUUUUUAAACAAUGUUUUGUGUACUGUAUUGAUAGAAAGGUUUACAAGUGUUUCUACUUUCUUUGUUUGACCGAUAACAGAAAAAAGGGGCGAGUCUUCUUAACAAGACCGACUGCGGUGCUCCACGGGCUCCCAACAGAACCAGCCUAAGUCUGAUGUUAGAGUCCCUUUAUAAAACCAAAAAGUGAUUGUUUACAUACUUCACUAAUACUGCUGAAUGUUGGCUUGAAAACAGAACACACACGAUAGAUCUAGUUAGUAUCUCUCUUUGUUACGGCUCUUUUAAACCUUUUACUGAGAACAUGUUAAAAAGCUCGCUUAAGAAUGUGACAGCACAAUUUAGAGCAUAUUAAUCCAUAGUGUUUUGAAACCUCGUGUUAUGUAGAUGUGUGUGUAUUUGUAGAUUUCGAGUGUGUGAUAAAAACUGAGAACUUUUUUUAAAACUAAAACAUUUUUUGUGCUUAUGUUCGACGAGAGUAACAUUUUAGAAUUGUUUCUUUUGCCUUUUUUUUGAUGAAUCUUCAGUGCCAACACGCUUGAAAGAACAGAUUCUGUGCUAUUUUUAUACUUUAUUUUGUGUAUUUUUUUAUGUUUGUAUACUUCUUAUAGCAACCUAUAUAUAAUUUUUACCUAAUAAAAAACGCAGUUUGGCCGCUGAAUAAAA
Messenger RNA from Labrus bergylta (ballan wrasse), 4204 nucleotides. The record is from RefSeq and is a predicted model, not a curated record. Lineage: Eukaryota; Metazoa; Chordata; Actinopteri; Labriformes; Labridae.